Messenger RNA from Polyodon spathula (Mississippi paddlefish), 2906 nucleotides. RefSeq names its product protein phosphatase Slingshot homolog 1-like. The transcript has 15 exons. Gene Ontology annotation, cellular component: cytoplasm. The record is from RefSeq and is a predicted model, not a curated record. Gene Ontology annotation, biological process: negative regulation of actin filament polymerization; protein dephosphorylation; actin cytoskeleton organization. Gene Ontology annotation, molecular function: actin binding; protein tyrosine/serine/threonine phosphatase activity. Lineage: Eukaryota; Metazoa; Chordata; Actinopteri; Acipenseriformes; Polyodontidae. The annotation marks the transcript as partial.
CCUGUGACUGAUGUGACCUGAGACUGGCUGGCACAUUUACUGUAGGAAGAAACUGCGCCACAUCGGCUAAUUUAAUCCUGGACCAGUGACCCCCUGUAUUCAGAAUCUACACACACACACUGAGAGAGAGAACAUAUAUACAUACAGCACAUAUAGAACCAGCAGCAGCAUCGGUAAACAGAGGUGUCUGUGCGUCCUCGUCCGCCCCUCCUUUUUCCUGUCGGCUGUGUUUUGUGUGUGUGUGUUUACCCUCACUGAAUUGACAGGUGAUACAUGCAGGAAAACUGAAUAUGCAUCAUAUGCUGCUGAGCUCUGCUGCCACAAUUACAACCAGCCCUUAUAUAAUCCAUAGGAUUUUCUGAAGCGACCGACUGUCAAAAGUGGAUCAUGGAUUAAUUAGGGCGGCGGAAUCAGAAACUUCACAUUAUUAACGCGAGCAUUGUGCAACCAGCGAAAUAAAACUAAGGGACAAUCUCGGCGGAUCCUGCCCGGGAUCAGAGCCCUUCCCAGCCAUGGCUCUCGUAACGUUGCAGCGCUCACCCACCCCUAGCGCUGCUUCAACAGCUAGCACCGCUACCACUAACGCGGGGGAGGAUUUUGGGAGUGACGAUGAGCGCAGGUUAAACCAGAGCCUCAGCGAGAGCUUCUUCAUGGUGAAGGGAGCAGCCCUCUUUCUUCAGCAGGGGAGCAGUCCACUGAGCCAGAAGGUGCACCCCCAUCACAAACAUGCAGGUGAUUUACCUCGGCACCUUCAGGUGAUGAUCAACCUUCUCCGAUCAGAAGACAGAAUUAAACUGGCUGUGCGCUUGGAGAGUGCGUGGUCAGACCGGGUCAGGUACAUGGUGGUCGUUUACAGCAAUGGUCGCCAGGACACAGAGGAGAACAUCCUGCUGGGCAUGGACUUCACCAACAAGGAGAGUAAAAACUGCUCAAUCGGAAUGGUGCUGCCGCUGUGGAGUGACACCAAGAUCCACCUGGAUGGUGACGGAGGUUUCAGUGUGUCCACAGCGGGAAAGACACGCAUCUUUAAACCAGUGUCAGUUCAAGCCAUGUGGUCGGCCCUGCAGAUCCUGCACAAAGUCAGCGAGGUGUCCCGCCGGUACAACUACUUCCCAGGCGGGAUGUCCCUGACCUGGACCGGGUUCUAUGAGAGCUGCAUUUCCUCCGAUCAGAGCUGCAUCAACGAGUGGAACACCAUGCGGGACCUGGAGACCACGCGGCCAGAAUCCCCGGCCUUGUUUGUGGAUAAACCUACAGAGAGAGAGAGAACGGAGCGUCUUGUCAAAACCAAACUCAGGAGCAUAAUGAUGUACAAAGAUCUGGAGAAUAUAACCUCCAAGGAGAUCCGGACCGAGCUGGAGCAGCACAUGAACUGUAACCUGAAGGAGUAUAAAGAGUUUAUCGACAACGAGAUGCUGCUGAUCCUGGGUCAGAUGGACAAGGCUUCUCUGAUCUUUGACCACCUCUAUCUGGGCUCAGAAUGGAACGCCUCCAACCUGGAGGAGCUCCAGAGCUCAGGUGUGGGGUACAUCUUAAACAUAACCAGGGAAAUCGAUAACUUUUUUCCCGGCUUGUUUGCAUAUCACAACAUCCGGGUAUACGAUGAGGAAGCCACAGACCUGCUGUCCCAUUGGAACGACACCUACAACUUCAUAGUGAAAGCCAAGAAAAACCACUCCAAGUGUCUGGUACACUGUAAGAUGGGUGUCAGCCGGUCGGCAUCAACAGUCAUAGCUUAUGCGAUGAAGGAGUACGGCUGGUCCCUGGAGAAAGCCUAUAACUACGUCAAACAGAAGAGGAGCAUCACGAGACCCAACGCAGGCUUCAUGAGGCAGCUGGCAGAGUACGAAGGCAUCUUGGAUGCCAGCAAACAGCGGCACAACAAGCUGUGGCGCCCCGACUCGGACUGCGAUCUACCUGAUGGCCAGCAAGCCUCUGCUCAGUGCUGUGGCUCUGAUGGCCCAGGAGACCUGACCCCUGACUUCAGUGUGAGGCCGCCGGAGGAUGUGAUGGGUGGGGACGAGGCGGGACCCUCCCCCAGCAGGACCAUAGGGGAGGAGGUGGACCCUGCUGAGCCCCCCAACUACAACUACUACUUCAGACGGCUCUCUGACUCCGCACUGGACAGCGAACCCUCAACCCCCGUAAGGGCACCCUCCCUGCUUCACAUGGAGGGCGUUUACAUCAAGAUCGAAGACGUAGAGAGAGACGCCCUGCUGGACGACGAGGGCUUCGAAACCAGAGAGUUCCCACUGCCCCACUUCGCUGCGCCCGGGGAGGGGACGGCAGCACAGACUCUGGAGACCGACGUCCGGAAGAGACUGGAGUUCAGCACAGUGGAGGAGGAGGACGAGGAGGAGGAGGAAGCUGAGAUUGUUUCGUUGACGGGGGGAGGGGGAGAGGCUGCGGAGAGAGAAAAGGAAGAUGCUGAGCUGGCUCCGAGCUGCUCCCCCCUCGUCGGCUGCAACAGGCUCAACAACGAGAAUGCCAACAACAACAACCACCUCAACAGCAGCAGCGGAAAAAGAAGCUGCCCACCUGGGUUUGACGACAGUGCUAACACCAGAAACAUCCACAAAGUCAAACCUCCAUACAAGUCCUGUACAGACUGCAUGCGUCCCCCCAACAGCCUGCACUGUCAAUCCAUGGUCUCCAAGCAUUCCCAAAGCCUUAACCCUGCGCAUCUGUGUAGCAUCCCCGCUGUCUGUGUGCAUUCCUCGGGCUCUGCGAUCCCCGACCAAGCCGCAAAGCUCACUGUCAUUAACACGUCACCCUUGCCCGGGCUGAUCAGAACCUCCGACAGUCACUGCUUGCCUAGUAACUGUGCCAACUGUGGUGUCUCAGGAACUCUGAUAGAGGCCCACUGUCACCACCAGGUGAAGCCCAUGAGCUGUAACGACCUUUCC